This is a messenger RNA of Cariama cristata (Red-legged seriema), 1787 nucleotides long. RefSeq lists its product as uncharacterized. The record is from RefSeq and is a predicted model, not a curated record. The transcript has 16 exons. The annotation marks the transcript as partial. Lineage: Eukaryota; Metazoa; Chordata; Aves; Cariamiformes; Cariamidae.
AUGGGGCCAUCGAAAAGAGAAGAGGAAGGGCAGAGCAUAAUCCUGAUCAGCGAUGAUGAAACGGAGAGCACGCUUGGGAAUUCAGUUCUAUUAGUAGACCCAUUGGGUAAGUACUGUGCUCUUGUUGUCGAUGAAUCUGCCCUGGAGGAGGAGAAAUCUGAAGAAGUUGUGGAUGAGGAAUGUGAACUAAUGGUUACUUUCUGUAAACAAGCAAAAGUGAUGCCUCAUGCAAGAUAUGACUGUACAAUACACCCGUUUGAGCGAAUGGAAUGUGAUACAUGCUCACCCCUUGGAAAAAAUGCUGAUAUUUGUAAUCAGUGCUACUGCUACAUUUGUGAUAAACUAGCUUCUGAGUGCCAGAACUGGACAACUGCUUCCCUUUGUCACUGCAAUGCACACAACAAAAGCAAAUUCUGGAAGGACCAGCGUGACUUUGCCUUGGCUGGUGUUCUUGUAACGUUCAAUUUGGAGCUCACAGAUAUAGAUGCAGACCUUCGGCAUGGUGAACGGGAUUCAGCAUUUACUCGAUGGUAUUCUGGAGUUUUUGCGCUGGUAACAAGAUUUUUAAAUCAGGCAGAAAGAGAGAGUCCUAAAGCUGCUGCCAUCAUGUUUCUGGGAGCAGCUAAAGAGAUAGCACUUCAUAAAGACCCUGCUUUAAGCUGGCAGAACCUUGGUCAUACUGCUUCAUUGAAGAUUGCUGUCCCUUGUCUGUUGCAAAGGAUCACAACACAACUUCAGAGGAUGCUGGUGUUGUGUGACUUUCCAAAAAACUUGUAUGAAAAGUUUGUUAAUUUUUUUCAGUCUAUCUCACUUCCAUGUCACUGUUUUGGCUUCUCAAAUAGCUUGAAUGUUGUGCCAUGGGACCAUGUAUUACUGACCACUGUUUUAAAAGGCCAAAACAUCACUGGUCAAAGAACACAGAAAGGAAGAAAAGUAUUCCUGUGGGAAACGCUCCCUGUUAUAGAAGCUCGAGUGGAGAAAUUGGUAGACAAAAAGAACUAUAAAGAAGUUGUUCGCUACUUGAGAGCUGUGAAGUGCAAUGAUACCAAAGGGUUGAGAGACCUUCGAGAUAAAAUCCCAUUCUAUUUGUGUAAAACUGGAGACUUCCUCGACGCUGCGCAUUCACUGUUGUUUCCCGUCAACAGCACUGCCUGCUGUACUGCCUGCCGGAUAACACCUCUCCAGUUUGAGGUCUACCUGAAGAUGUUCAGAACAGGCAGUGUCCCCACGGGAAAGGAUAUGCUAGACUCUGGGCCCUGGAUGACAGUUGGUCCUCCCUUGAAAGAUGGUGUUCUAAUUAAGCAGGCGCUCAAACUCCUUUACAGCAAUGUGUCACUAUACAGGAAUGGGGUGCUUGCUGCCAGCGGUGGCCUUUUGGAGGAACUGAAGGCAAAAAUGAAUGUUUCUUUACCACCUGCUAUUUUCUCUCCUCAUUUGCACCAUGAGGCUUGUCUUAUUCUUGCAGUACAAGCAGUACAACAGAUGCUUUUUUGUGAUCUUCCAUACUUGACUUCCUUCUUAGAAAUAGCCCUGGCUUUUGGGAAUAACUUUUGGGCUCUGAGACUGUUAUUGGACCAUCUUUCCUAUGAAGAACAGAUUCUCCAUGGCACUGUCAACCUGAUUUUGAGAGAUCUAAAUCGUCAGAAAGCAACAAUGCUAAAACUGUGGCAAAACCUUGGUCCUCAGUAUGUGGGUGAAUUCCUCUGCCUGUUCCUGACUUGCAGACAUAAGAAGAUGCAGUCCAUUGGCCUGUUCACUCUAAAUAUUAUUACAGAGAAUCUGCAUAU